Messenger RNA from Malassezia sympodialis ATCC 42132, 1566 nucleotides. Its product is annotated as gamma-glutamyltransferase family protein. Gene Ontology annotation, molecular function: glutathione gamma-glutamate hydrolase. NCBI's taxonomy places the organism in Eukaryota, Fungi, Basidiomycota, Malasseziomycetes, Malasseziales, Malasseziaceae. Gene Ontology annotation, biological process: glutathione catabolic process. The record is from RefSeq and is a predicted model, not a curated record. Gene Ontology annotation, cellular component: plasma membrane.
AUGUGGCACGCACUCACACAGAUCAUCGCUGCAUCCAGCUGUGUGGGUGUGAUCAGUGCGUUCCACUCGGGCAUGGGUGGUGGCGGGUUUGCGCUGAUCAAGACGCAGGGCAACGACCCUGUAGUGCUGGACUACCGCGAGACGGCGCCAGGCGCGGCGCAUCGCGAUAUGUUUGUGGGAAAGCCGAUGAAUGCAUCGCUGUGGGGCGGUUUGGCCGUCGCAGUGCCGGGCGAGGUGCGUGGCUGGGAACAGCUCCACCGCCUGUAUGGGCGCCUGCCAUGGGCAGAGAUCCUCGAGCCUGCCAUUUACAUGGCCAAGAAUGGGUUCCGUGUCCCAUCGGAGCUGUACAACAAGAUGAAGUGGCUCGGGGACCGGCUUUGCAUGGCCCCACAUCUGGCGCCUGUCUACUGCCCGGGCGGGCGGCUUUGGCAGCAAGGCGAACUGCUGCGGCGCGAGAACCUGGGCUCGACAUUGGAGCGCAUUGCGCAGCAGGGCGCGGACGCCUUUUAUACUGGAAGCAUCGCGCAGAACACGGUCGAUACAGUUCAGGCCGCCGGAGGGAUACUCACGCUGGAGGACCUGCGCGAAUUCCGGGUCCUCAUUCGCGAUGCACACUCGGUGGAGUACCGCGACAAGUACCGCGAGUGGACAACGAGUGCGCCUAGCUCAGGCGCCGUGCUGCUAUCGAUCUUGAAGACGAUGGAGCACUUCCCAGACACACCCUACGACGUGGACGAUGUCCUCCAUACGCAUCGGCUCAUCGAGGCAACCAAGUUCUCGUACGGAGAGCGCAGCAUGUUUGGCGAUCCCGCGUUUGUCAAGAAUGUGACCAAGCUCGAGGCGGUGGCCAUCCGAGACGAUAUUGGGCGGGCUCGCCAUAAGCGCAUCUGGGACGGCGGCGUGCACCCGGUAGAAGACUACAAUCCUGAGCAUUUCCUGGCAAAGGAGGACCAUGGGACGUCGCAUCUGAGCGCUGUCGACGAGCACGGCAUGUCGAUUUCCCUCACGACUACUGUCAAUGGCUACUGGGGCAGCACGCUCCUCACGCCCGAUGGGAUUCUGCUCAACAACGACAUGGACGAUUUCUCGUCGCCCGAUCGCUCGAACCUGUUUGGGUACGUGCCAACCCCGGCCAACUACAUUGCACCGCGCAAGCGGCCGCUCUCGUCCAUGUGUCCGUUUAUGGUGCAGAGCAAGGAGACGGGCGAGAUGGAGCUUAUCGCUGGCUCUGCGGGCGGCUCGCGAAUCAUUACGGCGAACCUGCUCAUGGCCUACACGUACAUGUCCCACCACGGGGAUGUGUCCAUGCAGGACGUGAUCAACCGGCCGCGCUGGCACGACCAGAUCCAGCCGGAGUGGACCCUGUUCGAGCGGCCCAUCGACGCACUACCGCACUUUCCCGGGUAUAACAACGAAACGGUCCGCGCCUUGGAGCGCCUGGGCCAUGUGCCCGUGUACAUGGAGCCUGGCACGUCGACGUCCCAGGCGAUUCAGCGCUCGCCGGCGGGUGACUUUCAGACUGCCUCGGAGCUGCGGCAGUGGGAGGCGCGCGGUGCUGCAGUCUAG